AUGCCGCACCUGCGACGACAACCAAACCCAUACGACUACCGUGGUCAAGACCCUAACGCUCCUGGUAGUCUGCGCGCGCAAUUCCAGACCCCGCCGUCGCGGCAGACCCCGUCCCAACGACAUCCGCCGUCCACAGGGCCGCAUGAAGUGACACCAGACCAGGCGCCCGUGACGGCACACCCGGCGGCGCUGAACCCGUUCUCUAUAUUUAGGCGGCCAAGGCUGGACCAGCAGCCUCCGGAGACUGUGGAGGAGGAAGAGGAGUUUGACGAUGACUACGAUCCGAAUGCAGAGGACGAGGAGCAGGUAGAAUACGAUGAUGGAAUGGUCCCGGAGGAGCAAUUCGACCCCGAGGAAGGGACAAUGGAUUCCGAGGGAGUCGAUGGUGAUGAUGUUGAGGAGGAGUUAAUUGAGGACCAGCUCGAAGACGAGGAUGGCGACGAGGAGAUGCACGAUCGAGGUAUCAAGGCCCUCCCUUCGCAACAGCUAGACUGUUGCCCACGGCCUAAGAGCAUCCACUGA
Molecule: messenger RNA, 522 nt
Organism: Penicillium canariense
Lineage: Eukaryota; Fungi; Ascomycota; Eurotiomycetes; Eurotiales; Aspergillaceae
Exons: 1
Coding region: 1-522 (173 amino acids)
Source: RefSeq, a predicted model, not a curated record